This is a messenger RNA of Paramecium tetraurelia, 1146 nucleotides long. RefSeq lists its product as uncharacterized. Lineage: Eukaryota; Ciliophora; Oligohymenophorea; Peniculida; Parameciidae. The transcript is spliced from 2 exons. The record is from RefSeq and is a predicted model, not a curated record.
AUGCUUUUUGCAUUUUACUAAUUUGAAAUAGUAUACAAUUAAUUUAUCAAAUUUGUAUAAUAUUAUUAGAAUAGCCAAUGUGGGAUUAGUAAGCGAUUGAUAAAUUAUUGCGGUGUUCAAUUUGUUGCUAGUAAUUUAGUCAGCCAGUAACUCUAACAUGUGGGCAUACUUAUUGUUUUGAUUGCAUGUACAAGUCAUUAUGUAUAAUGCCUCGUUGCCCAUUAUGCAGGUUUUUGUAGUAUUUUACAAUUUAGAUCUUAUAUUUAAAGUUCCCCAAAUAGUUUUAAAGUAAGCGUAAUAAUUCAUACAAUAAUAAGAAACUAAUAUCUACCUCCAGAACAAAAUGAAUAAAAAUAAUAAUAAAUUAACUCUGCUAAUCAUAUACUUCUUAAAACAAAGCAAGAUCUAUUUCCUUAUGCAUUUUUGAAACUUCAAAUAAUUAAAAUAACAGAUAGCAAUUUGACUUGCAAUGACUAUUUUGAAUGUUUCUAAAAUGCAGAAGUUUAUUUGUAAAAUGAACUUUAAAAAGCCCAAUUUAAGGCAAGGAUUGAUCGAAUUUCAAUUAUGAAUAAUAAUAUAUUCAUAUACGCAUUUAUUUAGGAAAAAGUGCAACAUUUGUAAACGACACUUGAAGGAUUUACUAUCGACAGCACUGAUCAAUUUGGAAAUAAAGAAAAAAAGGAAAUAUUUCUUCCUGUUUGUUAAGGCAAGGAAGAAAUUGAGGAUACUUUCACAUUUGAAGAUGAUUUGAUUGAGAUGAAUGAAAUCAGACAUAGAAUUAAAAUUACAAUUGAAAAAAUCUUUACUAAAAAUUAUAAUUUGGAUUCAAUUGAAUAAGAAGUUUACUAAAAGUUACACUAAUGUUGUUUGUUUGAAUACUUGUAAGAAUCUGAUCCAAAAUAUUUAAUGAAAUUAUCUUAUUGCUUGCCAACAAUGCUUUCGAUUUCAAAUCAACAAAAACAUUAAAUUAUAUCUUAGACUGUUUUAAAAAGAUUAAAACUGGCAGAAUAAAAACUCAAUAAAUUAGCCCUCUUUAGACAUGGUGGGAUGAUAUUUGAAGUUCCAAAUGAUCAUCCUAAGCCUCCAUUUACGUAAUUAAUAGUAGUCAUCAUUUUUAUAAUUCUUUAUUUUAUAUUUAUCAAUUGA